AUGUUUAAAGCCAUUGCUUCUGGAAAAUCUGAUGCUGUAUGGUAUUGCCGAUGCUUUAAUGCUUUCAUUUUCUUUCUUUUUUUUCCUCACCUUCAAACGAAAUAUUGCUCGUUUCACAUCCCCUGCAUGCGCUAUGCUAAAUUUUUUUUUAAAUCUAUGUUCGUUUUCUUCUACGCAAAUCGCUUGCUUCACACACACACGAGGUCGAAGGAAAAAAAAAGAAGAAAAGAUUUGUGGUCAAUGGGCGACGCAGACGUCGCGACUGAUCAGCAACAACAACGCUUGAAACAGGUACCAAACAGGGGAGAUGCUAUUAACGCAAAUGCUGCCAACAGUUUUGACGAUGAGGAUGGUAACCAAUGCCUUUGGCAUCGCCGAUCUCGUGAGGUACACGCACAUUUGAAACGGCGGGUGGCGGGCAUUCUUACGCAGAUACGGUGCACGAGCAGUGCUAACCACUUUGAUCGUCACAGAGUUGAGGUGGACGAGCUGUUGCGCUGCGACGCCCCCAUGGGGUUCACCCCUUCGAUGAUCCUUGCAGGUGUGCCUGAUAUUAUCCACCUACUUACUGACGCUGUGAGGGAUCGCAGGGUACUGGAGGUUGGUAGGGAAAAUCGACAGGCCAUAUCGGCGCUCACCCCAAUAUGCCAAAGUUCGAAUUUCCUUAUAACUCCGAACCCUUUCUUCGUGAAGGAAAUUGCAUCGUCCAUCUGGAGGGACUCGAGUAAAUUCAAGGGAGACCGCGGAAAUAACACACCUAGUAAUGCGAUGAGUUCAGUAGGCUCAAAUGGUGCAAAGGGUGAUAAUAUAGAUUGCUUUUUACCACCACUUGUUCGCCAUGCAAAAGGUUCAGCACCGCAGGAGUAUCCCCAUACGACGAGUGCCUCACCCACUCGAGAAGGCAAACGGCUGGUGGCGAGAAUAGGGAAGUCAAAUGAGGUAACAACUGCAGCGGGGACGGCUGCGGGAUCGAGGAAAUGCGUGCGUGACGGAAGCAGUUCACCGCUUGACAAAUCGGGGCCGACAUUACCGCGAAUAGACGCUAACCGGCAGUCGGCGAAUCGGCAUGUGAACGGAACCGGGCAGGGAAACCAGCCACUACAGCAACAAUCAAACGGAUUUCCCUCAGCGUGCGCGGUCUCGGAUGCCGCCAACGCCAAGUGCGCUCCCCUUCUUUGCGAUAUCCCGUCUACUGUCGAGGCAAUGAUGUACCACUGUGCCUUCCCGCUUGUGUGUAUCACCCCGGAAGACUACGAAAGCCGUGCAAGUGCUACACACAUACUGGUAUCCACCCUUUCCUCAAUAAUUAGAAAAACUUCCGACAAUAACCUUCAUACUGAGUGCGAAGGGAUUUCGGGGGUUGACAAUGUCGCGAGCCAAAGCACUUCUGAUGAUGGUAAACCCGGAAGCAAUAUCAACGGGGAUUACAACUGUAAUGCUCCUCGGCCGACGAAUGCCGAACAAAAAAACUGUGAUUUGGAGCAUAAAAACAUGCUUUACCGACUGCGUCGCGCGGCACUUCAUACGCUCCACGCCCUCCUCUCCAUCAUGGAUUCGGAGAAUGCGAGUUUGGUAAACAAGCAUUUUGCGGAGCGCGAUCGUCAACUGUACGAUGCGUUUGGUGACAUCAACUUCUCUACAGAUAAUACAAUAAUGGAUAUGUGCAGCCCUAUGGAUGAGACAAGGGAAAAUGACAAUGAAAGGGUCGAAAGCGUGAGCGUGAAAGUCCUCAGCGGGGGAACAAUGGGCUCCCCGAGAGCGGUAUCUCCCCGCCGUCGUCUGUCCACCGCAUGCGUGAAAGUCAUGCAGAGGACACAAAGAAAUAUGUUGGUUCGCCGUGUCGCGCCACUGAGUGUAUAUAACAACGCCGUUGAUGUCAACGUACUUAUCCCUUUGCUGGAGCGAUGGACAUUCAUCUUGGAUAAAGGCACGGGGAGCAACGGAGUGCUGGAUUCUGCACGUUUUCUGACUCAGCGUCCAGGGGCGUGGGAAGUAGAGGAAAGGAGCAACAAAAUGGCAAAUAAGAAAUUGGCGAUGGCAUCCAUCACCCGCUGUGGGCAAGAGGGUCAUCAUGUCAUACCGGCAGAAAUGCACAGUGAGAAAAUUACAACAGGGGGUGGGAGAGAUGAAACCGUGGGUGCGGUUGUUCGUAUGUGUGAAAAGGACGUGGAGGAGAUCUACUUGCUCCUUCGUAUCUGCCUUCAGCUGUCCCUGUACAAACAUCACCUAAACGUUUCAGCUCGUAUGGCAGACACUUUUGGAGGCACUGGUAAUAAUACCUUCAAAAGUAUUCCCGUACUGGUUUGCCUGACAAUGGCCCGGUGCAUGGAAGGAGAUAGGCAUCUUCCCUUGUGUGUGGAGUGCUUGUGGAAUAUGCUCGACGUAAUCCCCGAGGAGGCUGCAAAGGAAAUACUCCACCACACCGGAGAUGAAAGCGGCGCCCACUUCCAACAGGAAGGAAAAAAACAGAGUGAGUACGCGACCACUAACUCUCCGUUAUCCAGAUUGUCUGCCACUGAAGCCCUUCUACAUUGUCUUUUGCAGUUUCUUGUCUCGGGGCACCGGCUUGAAUACCGUGAGCUACGCAAUGACAUCAUUGUGUUGAUGCUCAUUGUUCUCCGUACCCAUACAGCAGGGCUCAGGCAGCAGGAAGAAACAUUGCUGUAUAAUUCUGAGUUGGAGCACCCAGCCUUACCCCCGGGAUCAACUAUCGAGGCUAUUACAACCAUGGCUAAGACAGUAUUCGAUCUGGUCUGCGGACCAGAGUUGCAGGUUUUUGGGACAACUGCAGAACUCACACUAGAAUCUCCGGAGUUAUUCAGGCGGUAUCAUACUGUGCUCUCCCCCACUACACGAAGAGAAAAUUUGCAAUUUAAGGUACUUGGUUGGCGCUUUUUGGAAGCCUUUCAUGAAUGGCAAAACGUCCGGCUCACGUUGGAACUACGUUGCCGCCCACACAUGUCACGCACAACGUUGAGCACGCGUGCCCCCGCCCCAUCGGGAUAUGUCUUUGACACAAGCAAUACUGUCUUUGAUGUGUGCGGUGCCGGAUUUGUAGACCUCCUUCUUAUGUAUGUAGAUACGGAGUGCAGUAACGAGCUAGUUCUCGCAUGGUCAAGAGAAGAUUUGCUUACUCUACAGGAGGAGUCAUGGAGGGUUAUUUUGGCCAUGGUUGAGCCCCACGCAGAGCAUUCUGUCACUAAGGCCUUUGAGGGUGUUGGUGCGGAUCACACAUGGCAAAAUGGAAAGGAGGUUAAUUUGUUUAGCGGAAACCCCGGUGGAGGUUUGUGGGUUGAGGGUGUUGGGGAAGAAUGGCCGUUGUUGCAGGCAGAUUUGGCCUUUGUUGGAACCAACGGUAUCGCAUGCGCCAUGCGUUACAUCCAAGAAACGUGUAACGGCGACACAGAAAUGAUAGGGUACUUAGCAAUUCACGUGCUGUCGGUACUCAGUCGCUUUCCCAUCCAUCGCGAAGCGCUACUCGCCUUGCGGACUCCGGCGCCAACCACAGGUGAGCCCGUGCCUUUGUUACUCGCGACGACAGUUCAGGUGAUUCAGCGGCUGUUUAAUCAAGUUGAAAACAGCGCGAAAAUAAAUAGUAACUCCAACGGGACACGGGGUAUGCCAAAGCCCGACGGAAUAUCAAGGGCAGAAUCAGUGCAGCAUGUCGUGAGGGAUGCCACUGUCUCUAAGGGCAAUUAUGGGAGCAGCGUGCGGUGGCAAAAAGACUCAGAGGGAAGGAAGAAAACGCUUAAGGAGUCACAAAGUGUGCAAACGCGACCUGUUCAUAAGGGGUCUAGUUUGUUUGCCUUUUCGAAUGCAGGGUGUUCAAGUACACAGAGAACCUACGGCAUGUUACAACUCUCAAAUACCCAUGUAUACUUUCCCGCGCAGACAAUCAGUGUUUUUCUAAAGUGUCUUUCGCUAUUACACAACGUUGCCGAUGGAAGUAGGGAUGAGGUGGUCGCAACGCAGAGGGCCUUCAUACUAAUGGAUGGCAUAACCCACAUUUUGAGGCUAGUGUGGAACUCACUCACGCCAUCGACAUCAAACUCGAAGUUUUCUCGAUUUCAAGUUGAAGAGAGAAAUAAGGAGUUGCUCGCCGCCGCGCUAAAUUGUGUUCGGGUGUUCCUUAUUGGAAAUGAGGCGGGUCAAGCCCAGUUUGUCCGUGGAGACGGUGUGAACACGUUACUAACUGUCAUUGAGGCCCAUUUGGGGGAAGAUUCAGGCCAACUCUUCGAUACUGUGGAAGGUGGCCAUCCCCCUGCUUUACAUCUCACGUUGACCAUUUUAGCAGACUUGUUGCGUGAGAACGCGGAAGCCCGCGAUGCGUUCUUAAAGUGGUUUAACUACACUUCACAAGUAGUGGAAAAAGCAGACGAUGGGAAAGUGAAUGCUGUGCAGUUGCUGCUCCGCUUGUGGAAUGAAGGUGCUCCUAGCAGUGAAACUCAUGACGGUUCACAGCGGGUGGAAUCAGGAUGCGAUGUUUCUUCAGUUGCGACGACUGUGGGUCGCGAACCGAGGUUACGGAAGCGAGAUUUCGAUUAUCUAAAAAUCUCAACAACCUCCACUACACUUACGAAAACAUACGAUGUGUGUGAUGAAGAUAUCGAUGAUGCUUCGGCUGGACGACCCGCCGUUGCGACCGAGUUACGUCCGAGUUCGUGGGGGCUAAAUUCACUUGGUUUGCAGGGUCGUGAGCUUGUCACUGCAGCUCUGUGGAGGAGAUACGCCGAUCUGGAGCGGAUGGAUCGAUUCAACACUGAGGCAAGCUCAUCUGGGGAGCUUGCUUCUCCGAGAGGUUUCCGGGAACUGCUUUCAGCGCCCAUAUGCAAAGUGCUGGGGUUACGCGUAGGUGUGUACGCCUGUUUGGCUGCACUUGGAUUCGAGCGCAUUUCGGAAGUGAAGGCAAGUCCCAGUGAGCGGGUGAAGUUGCUACACAUUGCUGCUCUAGAGGCAUUGUGUAAAGAUGAAGUGUGGGGCGCGAUUGCGGAAUCUGUUGACUUGGCCGGUCGUGUGGUAAUACGCGCAGAGAAGAGGCCAUGUACAAGUACUAUGGGUUCCUUCUAUGGAGGAAAACAUCGAAAUUCCGUCAGUUUUAGGAAUUCCACUUUGUUAGUUCCCAUCAUACCUGACGCCGAUAAACUCGUGAGUGUACUGGCGGACGUCGACACACGCGCACGGGAGAUGAAACGCUUUGAAGCGGUGACAUUGGAUAUGCAAGGCGUGCACAAUUUCGAAGACCUACAUCGCUCUUUACUUGCAUUUGUGCGACACGACGACAAGGUCCCUGCUUGCACAAUUGCUGAGCAGUUUAGGAAUGGGUGCAAAAAGGCAAGCGCGGUGCGCUUAAUCUCCCCUCCCUUAACUGUUCAUACGGGAAGUGAAGGUGCCGAAGCUAUGAACGAUCUGGUCACCAUCGACCAGUAUCCCACUUUGUCGGGAAACAAUGCUCCAACAACACCAAUGGGAAGCUGGCGUCCGUACCUUACCAUGCCUACGGGAUUUUCCGAGAAGAAAAGGAAGAAAGAAGCUAUGAUAAAGAACAGCUUCAAGAGCAGCAAGGCACAAUGUAAGAAGUCAAUGACGUCUACAUGUCACAUGUAA
This is a messenger RNA of Trypanosoma brucei brucei TREU927, 5604 nucleotides long. RefSeq lists its product as hypothetical. The transcript has a single exon. Lineage: Eukaryota; Euglenozoa; Kinetoplastea; Trypanosomatida; Trypanosomatidae. The record is from RefSeq and is a predicted model, not a curated record. Bases 1 to 5604 code for a protein of 1867 amino acids.